This is a messenger RNA of Morchella importuna, 753 nucleotides long. RefSeq lists its product as uncharacterized. The coding region runs from base 1 to 753 and encodes 250 amino acids. NCBI's taxonomy places the organism in Eukaryota, Fungi, Ascomycota, Pezizomycetes, Pezizales, Morchellaceae. The transcript has 5 exons. The record is from RefSeq and is a predicted model, not a curated record.
AUGUGCCUCGCAAACACUGGUGCUUCAAGUCACGGUGAUAAACAGAGACCGAGUUCAAACCCUGCAGCUGCAGUUGGGAACCAACCUGUGGCCAGCAGGCCAAAGGAUGUUGUAUUUAAAGAGUUCAUGAGAUUACAGAACGGGUUUGAAUAUAAUGUCACGAUACGCCUAAUCUCAUGCUUAGAACGUUUGCUUGGGAGAACGACUAGUGGUCAAAAUAAUCUGUUGAUUCUUUCUACCCUUGACUUGAUUCAAGGGUUGUUACUGCUCCAUCCUUCGUCGCGAAAGUUGUUCGCACGUGAAAUUCAUAUGAAUGUUCUAUUGGAUCUCCUGGAUACCGACAACAGUGGGCCUGUCCAAUGCGCAACUCUGUUGACGCUUGUAUGCGCGCUACUGGAUAACCCUGCGAAUACUCGAACAUUCGAAGUCCUUGAUGGCCUCGCAACUGUUACCUCACUCUUCAAGCGUCGCGACACUCCUAGAGAAGUCAAACUGAAGAUACUGGAAUUCCUGUACUUUUAUCUCAUGCCUGAGACGGCGCCAGGAUCCACGGAUAAAUCUAGCACGCCAUCGAAGCACAAGGUUGGCGAAAAGACUGCUGGUGACAGACAACCGUCCAGGACAUCCAGGAGGAAGGAUGACAUCAGACUGGAGAAAACAACCGAAGAAAAGCAAAGGAUGCUUGGGGAGUUCAUGAGUAAUGUUGAGGGUUUAGUGGCAGACCUGAGGGAAAGCCAGCCAUUUGGCAUGUAG